This is a messenger RNA of Triticum turgidum subsp. durum (durum wheat), 564 nucleotides long. Lineage: Eukaryota; Viridiplantae; Streptophyta; Magnoliopsida; Poales; Poaceae. The record is from the annotation of a GenBank genome assembly.
AUGAAGAGGGCCACGUCGACGUGGUUCCAUGCGCAGGCGGCGGCGGCGGCGGCGGCGGGAGCGGAGGACGACCUAUUGCUGGCGUUGACGCCGGCGGGCAGAAGGCUAGACCGGUACGACGAGCAAGCCCAGACGGUGUGCGUGGACGGCAAGACGGUGCGGCUGUUCCAGUGCCUCUUCUGCGACAAGACGUUCCUCAAGUCGCAGGCGCUUGGCGGCCACCAGAACGCGCACCGCAAGGACCGCCUCGCCGGAGUCCUCGGCGACCCCUACAACAACGACAGCCUGUUGGGAGGUGCCGCCACCGGGCCGUCCUGCGAUUCUGCUGCCGGCUGGUCCAUGUGCACUUACAUCGCCUCGCACGGCGGUGGCGCCGCGGUGGCUCCAGCCACCGAUGACUCCAGGCAAGAGAGGUGGGGAGGCGGCCGCGCUCCACGCUUCGCAGAGCCCGCGCCGCUCCUGGACCCGUCCACUGGCCGCGACGGCGUGAUGAGCCGGUCAAGGGCCUCCGUCCCUAGCGGCGGCGGCGGCGGCGAGGCGCCGGACCUCGAGCUGCACCUCUAG